Molecule: messenger RNA, 1191 nt
Organism: Fusarium graminearum PH-1
Lineage: Eukaryota; Fungi; Ascomycota; Sordariomycetes; Hypocreales; Nectriaceae
Exons: 2
Coding region: 1-1191 (396 amino acids)
Molecular function (GO): protein binding
Source: RefSeq, a predicted model, not a curated record
AUGGCACCGCAAGAGCUGAAGGAGACAGACCUUCAUCAGCUAAUUACUAUCUUGCGAGACCUGUUUAACAAGUAUGACAAUACCGAUCCAGCAAGCACUACGCUACGCAGCAGCGCAGCGCGACAACAGAAACGCCCCUCCACAGUCGACUGGGUCGCUUCCGCCAUCUCGAAUACAUCACCCGAGGGCGCCGAAAUCCGGACGAUUGUAACAAAGCAGCUUGUUGUUAUACAAACUAAUCUGGGGUUCGCUGCCAUGAACGGCACUUACUCUCCGAAUAGACCGGACGUUUUAAGAUCACUCAAAGAUACCGAAAGAUGGAACUGGAUCCAGCAGCUGGAAGGCACAACCUAUGAAGCGUUAGAGGCCAUAGAUUCCGCAAUAGACAGAUUGAACAAGGUCAAAGGAGCACUACGCGACACGACAAUAAACGAACGGACGGACUGGAAACAGGCUCACAUCAAUUCCGACGCCUCGAGUACCCGCAUUCCAAUUCGAGAAACGACUCAAUCAUUCAAGAGAAAGAUCGAUUACGCAAAGUCACAGCUUGACAAGGGAAAUUACAAGGAAGCCGAGGAGCAAUACCGGGUAAUAUUAAAGCUGUCAUCCGAGUCUACGGGCAUCGGCGAGCCAUGCAUUGUUUCCAUCAAAUGUAACCUGGCAAACGCGCUCGCCAAACAAGGCCAGCGAGACGAGCCUGAGAUCCUCUAUCGCGAGGCAUUGAAACUCAGUACCGGAUGUCUCGAGGAAACGCAUCCAAAUAUACUCGCAUGCAGGAUUAAUCUUGCACGUAUGCUUGAGAUGAGAGAAAAAUACGACGAAGCGAAAGGUAUUUAUCGGGAUGUUUUACGGCUUCAAGAAGAAGCCGCGGGGCCCAGCAGUCUGUCGACGCUCUCGGCCAAAAACAGACUUGCUAAUGUACUGGUAAGGCUGAAGAUAUUCGAGGCAGCUGAGGAUAUCUACAAGGAAACUCUAAAGGCGCACGGUGACAAUGGGAGAGAGGAGCACCCAAGCGCAAUCAUCACCCUUGGCAACCUUGCAAAUGCACUGCAAAAUCAGGGGCAAUAUGAAGAGGCCAAAACACGAUACUUGGAAGCAAAGGACCUUUGUAAAAAAACUUUCAACUCUAAACAUCCAUAUCUGGAUUGGGUUACGACUCGUUUAGAAGAGUUGGAAGGUGUCGGGAAAUGA